Molecule: messenger RNA, 5274 nt
Organism: Paramecium sonneborni
Lineage: Eukaryota; Ciliophora; Oligohymenophorea; Peniculida; Parameciidae
Source: the annotation of a GenBank genome assembly
AUGAAAUUUAUUAAGAAAUGUUUGAAAUAUCAAAGGCUUCAAUUAUAAUAUUUAAUUGGACAUACAUAGGUAGCUUUAGAACAAGAAAACAAAAUAUUUUGGACAGUAUGUGAAUUCAUUAGAAUGUUUUAAACAAUUGCCUUAGUUUUGCUAUAUAAACAUAUUAUUCGAAUGCUUAAUACGAAUAUUGAAAUAGAUAAACCAUCUUCAAGUUUGGAAAAGGUUGAACUUUUGUGUAGAAUUACUAUGCCUACUAUUUUGAUAUAAGAAUAUUUGUCCUUAGAACAAAUUAUAUAUUUCUAAUUAAUAUUUUUGGCAUCUCUCUUCUUAAUGUUACUUAUUAAUGUUUUAGCAUUAAGAUUAGAGUAUAUACAUUUUAAAUAAAUAAAAUUUUAGAAUAAGAAGGCUUUUAAUAAAGUAGAUGGAAACAGUUUUUGUAAUUUAUUAAAUUAUUUUUUAGAAUCACUCAAUCUUUUGAAUAGUACAUAUAAUAAUAAUGAUUUUACAGAACAUUUUUUAUUAAAAUAAUUAAUGGGUACAGAAAAUGGUUCACUUAUAGAAUUACAAUUAUAAAGAACAUCAAUAUUAACAAAUUAUUUUACACAUGUAAUGUUCUUACCAUAAAUAUAUUGGGUGGCUAUAAUCUUUUAUAGAAUUCAUAAUCAAACUAAUUAUUCGAUAGGAUUAUUUAUUUUAAACUUUACAUUAAAUUCAAUCUAAUUACUUUUUUUAAUAAUCUUAGAAACAUUAUCUUUAUACAUGUAACAAUCCUAUAGACUUAAAGAUACUAAUUAUUUGAGAUUAAGAAUCACUACAUCAUUUAAAAUAGGGUAGAUGUUAAGAAUAGUUCCAACUCUCAUUUAUUUUAGUGUCCUUUACAUUGUAGACCCACUUACAAUAUAUAAUAAUUAAGUAUUUGAGUAGGUUUUAUCAUGCUUUGGAAUUCUAAAUUUAAUAUUUGAUUUACAAGAUUAAUCUUUCAAUAUCCCAUUUGUUUAACCUUACAAAAUAUAUGUAUUUCACUUAGCAUUUUCUUUGGCUUUUUGUUUAUCAUCUCUUAAAUUAAUAUCAUUACAUAUAAAUGACAUUAUAACUUUAUCUAUGAUGAUAUCUCCUUGUAUGUGUAAAAUGCUUAACUAAUUAACUGAUUUCAAUUUUAAGAAAAUUAUUAUUCAUACACUUCAUCCUGAGAAUAUUCCACCAAAAUAAAAAAUAUUUAAACGUAAUUCUUAAUCAAUAACUAAAUCACUUAUUGUAAAUGAUGAUGUUCAUCAAAUUGAAAGAUAAAUCUGUUUAUAAAAAUUAGAAUAAGUGGGUAUGAUUAGACUCACUAAUUAUAAAUAUUUUCUAUAAUUCUUAAGACUAUAUGAAUUACUUUCUAUUAAUUAAUAACAUGUCUAUUAAACAACUGAUGUUUUUUAACCAAAUAAAUCUAAAUUUCUAAUGCAAUGCUUUAUUUUGAUCAAGACUCACAUAGAACUUUGUAAUAAUCUUUAUUGCUUUUGCAGAGGAUUUUGGGGAGAAAAAAAAUAGAUUCUCUCUUUAAAUAUUCAUAAAUAAGAUAUGAAAAUAUUUUCAGAUUAUACUUGCAAAGGCUUGACACUUUCUAUUGACAUUAUAGAUAGAUAUAUUAGAUAUUAUAUUAAACUAAUUUUGAAUAUAGAAAUUUAUGUCACUUAACCUAAUUUAACAUAUAUAGCAUAGCUUAUUAGUUUUCUUAGUAAAUCUGAAGAAUCCUUAUAAACUUGGUUAUAAGUUAUGGAGGUUAAAUUAUAAUUAUAAGAGUAAAAAAAACCAUUUGAUGAAAUUACUACUAAUUUAAUAUUUAGUUAUACAAAAUAUUAAACUCUAUUUAGAGCUUAAUUUUAAUUGAAUGAUAAAACUAUUAAAAAGACUAUUUUAUAUGGGGAUUACAGAAACACAGAAUUGUAAAGAAUUAUAUUUAUCCAUAAAUUAAUGUAAAGUUUGGAUGUAAAAAAGAAUUACUUAAUAAAAUUGGGCAAUGAUAAAUAAUCAUAUGAAGAAGUCUAAUAACUUUAUAUAGAAUCUAAUUCUUACUUCUUCUAACUUUAAACAGAAUUACAAGAAUUUCACGAUCAAUCACAAUGUAGAACAUCUUGUUUGCUUAUGAUGCUGUAUUAUAUAAAUGUUCGUUGUGAUUACAUACAAUUUUAAAAAUAUAAAAAUGUAUAUCUAUAUUCUUAAUUAUUAUAGUAUCUCAGAACCAAAGAUAUCAAAUUUUUUGAAUUUCCGAUUCUCUCAAAUACUUCUCAAAAUAUUUGCUAUCUGAAAGUGAAUUUAUCAAGAUUUUCAAAACAUAAAUGUAGAGGUGAGAUUUUAGGAAGAUCAGAAAAUUCGUAUUAAUUUUUUGGUUUUGAAUCUAAAGAGGAUUUUCUUCGUUAAAGAGUAACUGUUCAUGAAUUGGUUCCACCAUUAAUAUCAUCUGUUCAUAAUACUAUAAUUGAAUUAUUUUUAAUGAGUAAUAGACCAAAUGUUCUCAGAAAAGAACGUUAUCUUAUAGCAGAAAAGACGAAUUAAGAAAUUGUCUUUAUUGAGAUGUUUAUUGAUUUAUGUUUUGUAAUUACAGGUACUGAAUUUCCAGUAUAUUGUUUCAUGGAAGAAAUUAAACCUGUAGGAAUAUUUGAAAAUAUCAGAGGACAUAUAAUUAUAGAUGAUUAUGAAAUAAUUUAAGGAAUAAGUUCUUUAGCUUAUUAAUCAUUGUUUUUAGAUUCACCUAGUGAGAUUUGUAAUAGAGAAAUUUCUGAAUUUUAUGGAGAUUUCACUGAAAUUGCUUAAAGACUUAAUUAGAUGAUGGAUGGCAAAACUAGUAGAUAUAGAACUAUGAAAUAAUCAGGGGUUAGUCAAUAAGGAAUACAAUAAAGAGAUACUAAUUCUAAUUCUGUUUAUAAUCAUUAUAAAUUGAAAUUAGAAGAUCAAUUAUUUAUUAUGAGUGAAUAGGACAAAUUCUUUAUAGAUAUGACAAUAACUUUGGCUUAUGGAAUCAUUAAUGGCAAAAUUUCAAAAGUAUUGUUAUUUAAUUAUAUUAUAUUUUAAAUAGUACUAUGUGAUUGAGUUUAAUAAGGUUUAACAAAUUGAUAUUACUGAAAAUAAUGAUUCAAAUUAAACCAACAGUUUGAAAAGCAGUGUAAAGUAAUCUUAAUACACUUAAAGAACGAAUACUCUAUAUGAUAUCUAAGACAAUGAAAGAAGAAGUAGUGAAGAAUCUAUUAAAUUAUAGAAAUAUUCAUUUCCAUAAAUUAAUGAAUAAUGUAUUACAUCAACUUAAAAUUAAAUGUAAAUUUUGAAAUAAGAAUAAUCAGAUGAUUAAAUCAAAAUCAAUAAAAAAUAGGAAAGAAAAUCUAAAUUUUUUAAUUUCAAAGGAGUUGCAAGAAAAUCUGAUUCUAAUGAACAAUUUAAUAAUGAUCAUAAUUCUUAAUCUUCAAAUCAUAAAGCUUCAGUUACAUCAUAAAGGUUAUAAUUAGAUCUUCAAAAGUUUCUUUCAAAAGGAAUGUAAUAUUAAGAAUUCUCAAACUCUGAUCAUGAGAAAAUCAUUUUCGUAAUACAUUUAAUAAAUGCUUUGAUUUUAGGAAUUAUUUUAGUUUUUAUGUUACUCUACUAAUUAUAGUUUAAAAAUUAAGCAGAGUCAAUAAUUCCAACUAUUUAAAUUUUACAAGCUUUUAUAACCACAGAUUAUACUGACAACAUCUAAUUAUCUUUAAUGUAUAAUAAAUUACAAGAUCUAGAUUCAAAAGAUUAUUAUUAUCAACAUUUAGAAAGAUUAUUGAUAAAAGAUGCAAAAAACUAUUUAGUUUACCAAAAGAAUUAUUUUUUAAACUAGAAGAUAUAAGAUGUCUUUAGUUAAACAGAAGUAAAACAUGAGAAUGAUUAAGAUACAAGUGCUUGGAAUGCAGCUUUUUACAUCUUAUAUAAUUAAUUAGACUUCAUAUUAGAUCAGAAUUAAAAUCAAACUAAUUAAUUACCCACAUAUGUAAAUCUACUUAUAGAUUUUCCAUAUCAUAAAAUAACAUAUGAAAACAUCAAUUAAUAAUUUAGUGAAUACGUGAAUUUAUCUAUCGAUAAUUUUUCUGAAUCCUAAAAAGCUCUUAUAAUAAUUCUAAUUGUUUUAAGUAUUAUUAUUUCAAUUAUUUCUUUGAUCGUAUAUUACAAUUAUUUUAAAUACAUGAAAAAGAUAACCAGAUGUAGUGAGUAAGUACAAUUAGAUGCUUUAGAAUCAGAGAUAAAUAUAUGUGGCACAAUAUUAACAAAUAAAUAAGUAUUAUUUAUUAUAUAAUAUAGAAAUUAUGUCUUUAUGACUAUAAAAUGGAUUUUACAGCAAAUUUUGAUUUUCGUUAACAUCAAGAAGGACAAACGCAUUUUUCUAGUUAUAAAGUAAUUAAUACCUCACAAAAUAAUACAAAGCGUUCUCUUAAUUUUACUGAUGGUAUAUCCUUAAAAAGAGCCUUAAGUUUUUUAUAUCCUUUAUUUUGUCUGUCAAUUGCAUUAGUUUUUUUAGGAUUGACAUAUAUAGAUACAGAAAAUAUUAUGUCUGGUUUGCAAAAGGAUAUAAUAAUCUAUAAUUAAGGCAUUUAAUUUUAAGAAUAAUUUUCUUUAUUAUGCAUCAGUAGUAUAUUAUAAGAGAAUAAAGAUUAUAUUUUGAAAAAGAACUAAGUAACAGAAAUCUAAUUACAAUAAUAUUAUGAUUUUAUAUUGCCUUCAAUUAUUUAGGUUUAAAAAUUAAGUAAAACUAUUCGACUUCCAACAGGUAUUAGAAAUGCUGAAGUAAUUGGAUCCUUAUCUAUUAAUAUAUGCAAUAUCUUUUAAGAUUAAGUAGAUGUUUAAUUAUGUGAGAAAUUAGAUUAAGGGUUAUUGUAGAAUGGAGUCUUAGAAUCUACAUAAUUUUAUAUUGUACAAUAUAGAAACAACUUUGAGCGUAAUUAUUAAGACAGCUUAGAUUUUAGUACAUCUGAAGAUAUCGUUUCAAUAAAUUUCAUUAUUAAAGGAAUUACUAAUUAUAUAAACAAAUCUAAAAUUAAUUUAGAAACUUAUAUAGAGGAUUAAAUUAAUAUUAAAAUGAAUUGGUUUAUCUUCAUUUUUACACUCACAAUUAUUUUGUAAAUAAUUCUAUCAUUUUUAAUUUCAUCAAAUUUAAAAUUGAGAUUACAUUGUUUAAAACAAAUGGUUUAUUUAUUACCUAGAGAUACUUUAUAUACAAAUGAUAGUUUUAUGAAAACACUUAAUUAUGUGCAAAGACAUCAAAAUGAUUUAUGUUAAUGA